Molecule: messenger RNA, 417 nt
Organism: Aureobasidium vineae
Lineage: Eukaryota; Fungi; Ascomycota; Dothideomycetes; Dothideales; Saccotheciaceae
Source: the annotation of a GenBank genome assembly
CCAACCUCCAACAUGGCUGAGCAGGUCAAGUACUAUGAGAUGUACCGCAAUGCCUCGUUAGUCCAACAACCAAACACCCUCACUCUUAUAUCGCGACUAAACAUCUACAGCAUUGGCGGAACCCUCGCAGACACACUCGACGAUCUGAUUAGCAGUCGCCGCAUCGAGCCCCAACUCGCCAUCAAGAUCAUGACAAACUUCGACCAAGUCAUUGCUCAAGUACUCGGCGACAAGGUCAAGGCGAGGAUGAGCUUCAAGGGCCAUCUCGACACUUAUCGCUUCUGUGAUGACGUCUGGACCUUCAUCCUCAAGGACAUCAAGUUCAAACUCGACAACUCGCAGACGAUCGAGGUCGAAAAGGUCAGAAUCGUAAGCUUGCUGAACGCAAACUCGCCACAUAACACUGGCAAGAAAUGA